AUGCAGAGGAACAGUGGCUCAUGCAAAAGCUUAGUCAUGACUAAGGCCAUUGAUGGAGAUUCCAACACCAACAUUAAGAAGAACACUGAAGAUGAUGAAGUCUGUAUGAAUGUGUACCCAUGGCCUCCGAGGUGUUACAUUUGUGGCUUCUGCAAGAGAGAAUUCAAAUCUGCUCAAGCUCUGGGUGGCCAUAUGAAUGUUCACAGGAAAGACCGUGCCAAGCUCAGAAGCUCACCCCCAGCUGAUUGGAUUGGUCAGUACACUCACAGUACUAUACUUAAUCUCAACCUUAAACCUAACCCUAACCCUACUUUCGUACCCUCACCACCACCAUCACCACCAUCUCCCUUUUCUACUGCUUCAACUAGGCAGCAGCUCUCACCAUUAACUACUAGCUUUAGCUCAGUACCUUCUUGGAUAUCUCAAUCCUCUCAUCCUCCUCCCACAUUUUCAUCGCCAUCUGCUACUUGCCAUACUGAAAACAUGAAAUGGCUUGUGGGUGGUAACCUUUCCGGUCCUUCUUUAAAUCUCAAGAGUUUCGAUUUAAGCAGUCAGAUGAAGAUUAAUGCAGAGUCUCAAGAAGAUGGGUGCAUGAGGUUGGACUUGGAGAUCGGUGUUCUUGGCGGUAACUCAGAGGAUGAAAUCGAUUUGGAGCUUCGAUUAGGCUACUGA
This is a messenger RNA of Fragaria vesca subsp. vesca, 672 nucleotides long. Its product is annotated as transcriptional regulator SUPERMAN-like. The transcript has a single exon. The coding region runs from base 1 to 672 and encodes 223 amino acids. Lineage: Eukaryota; Viridiplantae; Streptophyta; Magnoliopsida; Rosales; Rosaceae. The record is from RefSeq and is a predicted model, not a curated record.